This is a messenger RNA of Triplophysa rosa, 4770 nucleotides long. It is a transcript of the gene cnnm4b, whose product is annotated as metal transporter CNNM4. The transcript is spliced from 8 exons. Bases 411 to 2810 code for a protein of 799 amino acids. Lineage: Eukaryota; Metazoa; Chordata; Actinopteri; Cypriniformes; Nemacheilidae. Gene Ontology annotation, biological process: magnesium ion transport; magnesium ion homeostasis. Gene Ontology annotation, molecular function: magnesium ion transmembrane transporter activity; sodium ion transmembrane transporter activity. Gene Ontology annotation, cellular component: plasma membrane. The record is from RefSeq and is a predicted model, not a curated record.
AUUGGUACAUUUAUUUCCUAAAUGUACAUUUUUCUGUAAACCAAAACUUUUCUUUCAAAAAAUAAAUGGAGCAUUUUGUUAAAUAAGAUUUUCCUUUAAAUUUGAUGAGAACUGUCAUUUCUGUCGCAUUCUGAUGCAGACUUGCAUCAAGCUCCCCCUUCCGUAUGAAUAUUUGUUACUAUGUUGCUAUAUUGUUAAAUAUUUGUGUCAUAAAUAAAUAAAAAAAAACACUGACAGUUACUCAAUAACAGCACAAAAACACCGUUCUUCCUUAAGCAACAAGAGGGCUCCUCAUUAGGUGACGUUCCACGAGCUGAUUGGAGCGCCAGAGUGUUAUGUUAAUGAGGAGGCGGGCUCGUGUGAAAUGAGUAGGUGACGUCAACUCUCAUUCCGCAGAGAGCGAAACAAACAUGGCGGCGGAAUGGAGCGGUAAGGGGUCCACGCUGACGUUAAUAGUGUUAUUUUGGUGUAAAGUAUGUACGAACGAAGCGCAGUCCUGGCGGAGCGACAGCCGGAUCCUCGGCAUGCGGCUGGAGAGCAGCGACAAGCCCGCCACGAUCGCCGAUGACGGGAUCAUACAGGUAACCGAGGAGAGCAACAUCCUGCUCAGGUUCUACGGACUGCAGAUCAACAAUGACACCUGGUCGCAGAUUAAGUUCACGGAUCAGGGGGAAGACAGCAGCAGCUCUGAUUCGAACAGGACUUGUGCUGAUUUUACAAAAGACAUGUCCAUCAGCCCCGUUAUGACGGUCAACAGCCAGGGCACAUCUGGAGUGCUGGGUGUCAAAAUCAAACCACUUCGGAAAAGUGAGACCCAUAGGGAUUAUGGCUUGUGCAUCAGACACAACCGAGAUGGAAAGUGGUACCUGCUGGGAGAGGACGAUGGGAAGUUACGUGUGGUGGAGGAAAAGAAGUCUCUGCUUCCCAUUUGGCUCCAGGUGAUCUUGAUAUGCUGCCUGUUGGUGCUGUCAGGUAUGUUCAGUGGUCUCAACCUGGGUCUCAUGGCGUUGGACCCCAUGGAGCUGCGAAUCGUGCAGAGCUGUGGCACGGAUAAAGAAAAGAAGUACGCGCGUAAGAUCGAGCCCAUUCGGAGGAAAGGCAACUACCUGUUGUGUUCGCUUCUCCUCGGCAACGUCUUGGUCAACACCACGCUGACCAUCCUGCUCGACGACCUCAUCGGCUCCGGUUUGGGUGCCGUGGUGGCGUCGACCAUCGGCAUCGUCAUCUUCGGUGAGAUCGUUCCUCAGGCUCUCUGUUCUCGCCAUGGCUUGGCGGUAGGCGCCAACACCAUCAUGGUCACCAAGUUCUUCAUGUUGUUGACUCUUCCGUUGUCCUAUCCCAUCAGUAAGCUUCUAGAUUGCGUGCUGGGGCAGGAGAUAGGCACCGUGUACAAUCGGGAGAAGCUGGUGGGGAUGCUGAAGGUGACCGAGCCGUACAACGACCUCGUGAAAGAGGAGCUCAACAUGAUCCAGGGAGCUCUGGAGUUGAGGACUAAAACGGUGCAGGGCAUCAUGACACCGCUCGGUAACUGCUUUAUGAUCAACAGCGACACCGUCCUGGACUUCAACACCAUGUCGGAAAUCAUGGAGAGCGGGUACACGCGCAUCCCUGUGUAUGAAGAGGAACGCACCAAUAUAGUGGACAUCCUUUUUGUGAAGGACCUGGCGUUCGUGGACCCAGAUGACUGCACCACCUUGAAAACCAUCACUAAGUUCUACAACCAUCCGGUGCACUUUGUUUUUCACGACACUAAGUUGGAUUCCAUGUUGGAGGAGUUUAAAAAAGGUAAAUCACACUUGGCAAUCGUUCAGAAAGUGAAUAAUGAAGGAGAGGGAGAUCCGUUCUAUGAGGUGCUGGGAUUGGUCACCCUGGAAGAUGUCAUUGAAGAAAUCAUCAAAUCAGAAAUCUUGGAUGAGUCUGACCUUUAUACUGAUAACCGCCACAGAAAGAAAGUGGCGCACAAUAAGAACAAACGUGAUUUUUCUGCUUUCAAACAAGAGAGCGAAUCUAAAGUCAAGAUCUCCCCUCAGCUGCUAUUGGCUGCUCAUCGUUUUCUCGCAACAGAGGUUAAUUUGUUCAGUCCGUCUCAGAUCUCCGAAAAGGUUCUUUUGCGAAUUCUUAAGCACCCCGAUGUGAUCCAGGAUAUCAAAUUCAACGAGAACGAUAAGAGAUCGGCACACCACUACCUUUACCAGCGAGGCAAACCCAUAGACUACUUCAUUCUCAUACUGCAGGGCCGUGUGGAAGUGGAGGCCGGAAAUGAAAAUAUGAAGUUUGAAACCGGACCUUUCUCUAACUACGGUGUCAUGGCUCUGACCGCUCCAACACUAGUCAGUGUGUCUCGUCCUCAUCGUCUGUCUCUUAAGAGAUGUUCUUUCUUCUCCCGUUUCCCAGAGUUUCGCUCGCCCUCUCAUAUCAGCGGUCUGAAUCGCUCUGCGUCGCUGAGCUACACGGACCGGCCUGAAACUCACUCCGUAAGCGGCAGCAACACGCAGCUCAGCAGCGCCGCCUUGCCGCAGUACACACCAGACUUCAACGUUCGAGCUCUCACAGACCUACAAUUUGUAAAGAUCACACGUUCUCAGUAUCAGAACGGCCUGGUGGCGUCGCGACUGGACAGCUCGCCGCAAUCUCCAGACAGUGGACACACGCGUGCAAAUAACAGCACAUCUUCCGUCCCCAAUCGCUCUUUAGAAAACAUGGUCACGCUUACAGACACCCCCGAUGAGACGACAUCGCUCCUCAACGAGCAGAACAGUCUGCCCGCCCGUCAGGCCAACCACAACACGCUUAACGACAGCACCAUCUGACACACGUAUGAUCAUCGCUUCUCACUGGCAUGCACCAUCCACAACUUUGGACAUACGGAGAUUACCAACAACAGGACAUUAAGCACUUUUUCCUGGACAGUGAUUCAAGUACGUUUAGAAUAACCAUAACCGUUUUAGCGUUAGCCAUAGCAGAUGCCAGUAACUUGACGACGCAGUAUGUCUAUGAAAAGCAUUCGAACCAGGAAGGCGUAACGUGAUAUAAACUACGCAGGAUGAAAGCCAAAGUGUAUCUGACCGGAGAGAGAGAGAAAGAGCCGUGUUUUCAACAGACUGACUCGGGCAUUUUAUAGACUGUCCAAAUAGAGACAUUUAUAUAUAUACAGAAAUGUUUAUUUUGUCAUUUUUCUAUCGAGAUUGCUCACAGAGAUUUGCGGAAGGUCAUCGUAAAAGAGGGAAACUGCAGAUGCCUUUUUUAUUUCGUGUUAGUUCAUAGUCACUCAUCUUCGUACCAAAUUAUCUUGGUGUCAUUUGUGCGCGAGUGUAUGUGUGUUUGAGUGAAAGAGAGGAUGAGAAUGAGAUUUAGAGAGCGAGUGUGUGUUUGUAGCCUAUAUAAGAUUUGGGCCGUCGGCGCUCAAGCAAGCAUUAACUCAGGGAUAUAGUGACGCUGAACUUCACAUACAAACUGCAUGUGCGAUGAUUUCCUGUUCGUUAUAUGAUAUGAUUUCGUGUUCAAGUGAUCAAAAAGUGAAGCAUGCUGUUGUUUAAGUGGUAAACUAUACAUAAACCGCAUACAGGAACAAAUGACAUCCACAUGUACUUUUAAUGUCAGAAACUUCAGGUUGUCUGAGGAGACAGGUCAUGUGAUUCGGUGUCAGUGUAUGUGUAGAAUUACGUCAAGUCCUUUUAAAAUUAAUGCAUUUUUAACUCCAAAGAAAACGAGCAUUAGCUGUUGUAGUGCAAAUUUGUUUCUUUGUCAUUUUUUUUGCGUGAUAGAGCUCGUAAACUGUUUCUCCCGAUGGACCAGAGGUGAACCAACCAAAAGAAUAUAACUUUUGCUGUAUUUAUUUAGCAUCAAAUUUCACUCUUUUAUUUUAUAAAUGUUUUUUUUCUUUGUUUUGUGAAUUGUUAAAAUGUCUGUGUUUUGUAAGCAGGCUAGUUGGAUGGUUAUUUUUUGGGCCAUGGACUCAUUUAGACCUAACUGAGAGGGGAAUGGCCGUUUCAGGACAUCAGGCAUCAUAAUUGUUUGGUUUCUUUGCCUUUUUUUCACUGUUCAUCAUUUGCUUUAAAACCAAAUAUGUUUUAAAAGAACAAUCAAAGUGUAAAGUGUCUGAGAUGAUGACACAUGACUAGCCAAAUGAAUACCUAAAAAGCCUCUUAAUCUGUAGCAUCUCUUGAAUAUGAUAUAAAGAGGCAGAAGAACUGCACUGUGUGAGGUAUUUAUGAAGACACUCCCUGUUCUGUCAAGCUUGAAUCGGUUUCUGUCAUUUAAUUAGUCAUAACAUUGUGAAUUUACUUUUUUAUGGAAACUGAAGCAAUUUGUAUGUGUGACAACCUCUUGAUUCUUUUUAUAUACUGUAUUUUCCCAAGUUAUUUUGUGGUUUGGGAGAGGUCUUCUUUUAGAGUAUCUGAGUUUGGCUAUUAAAUUAUUUAUUAAAUCAGUGUAAUAUGUAUAAAUUCUUGUGUUUAUCAUCAGUGCCCUGGCGUAUUACAAUACCGCUUAAAGCUUGUGGGUGUGCAAAAGAACUAAAGGGAAUUAAUAAUCAGAUCAUUUUAACUGACUGUAAACAUGAAACUGCCACGCCUGAGUAUUUGAUUAGAAUAAGGUUAACCCUAGAUGAGUGUGUAAUUUUAAUAAGGUGGAAAUGCUGAAGUGGUGUAAACAUGAAAGACACACUCAGUUUAUUCUGUGAAAAGGGUUAUUGAUUUGUGCUAUAAUUAUAAGUGCCAUUAAAUGCAUAUGUUUCCAUUGUAAAUGAUGUUACAGCUUUGUAUGGUGUAA